UGUGCUUGUCAAAUUCUCAUCUCUUGGUUUAUUUACCUAUUGUUCGUUUUCGGUUCAGUCACAAAAAAUAAAAAUAAUCGGGGAAUCCUUGGAUUGUACAAAUGUUGAUCACAUUUAAAUACGCUGACUAAUAUUUUAAAGCUAAAAACAUGUUCCUGUAUCUAUUAGCUAUACAAGUAUUACUUUAAAGAAUAAAUAGCAAUGCCUUUUGUAAACAUUUUGUUUUGUAUUGUGGCGGUGAAGUGAAUAUUUUCGUAACAACAAUGAAUUUCCAGAAUAUAACAUGGAAAUGGGAAUACAUAUGUGGUCCUCAGGGCCUAGUUCCUUGGAACGAUUCGAUAAAGGACUUUGGAAUGUGUUUUCAAGAGCUUUUCUUACAAAUACCUGUAUUCUUUUUGUUCGCUGUAACUUCAGGAUAUUACGUGGGAUUAAGAAAAAACUGGGUAGUGAGAGAAAAGACUCAAGAACGAUCAAUAACUCUUCGUAGUUUUGUAGCAUUAGCUCUUUUUUGUAUUCCAAUUAUACAUAUGUAUGUUAUCAUAUCUGAUGAUCAACUGAGGUUAUUCCCUAUCAAUUAUUUCGCUGCUGGGGCGGCAUGUAUUUCAUGGCUGGUACACUUCGGGUAUGUAAUAGCACUGAAACAUCGCCUAGGACAAAGUUCUCGAGGUCCAAUAGGUCAGCUCAUCCUGUGGUUUCUAAUAGUGACAUUUAGUAUAAUACAUCUUCGAAGCAAUAUUCUUAAUGGUGCUCCCACAUCAUUCGACAUUGCUAUAAUAUGUUGCCAUUCUUUAUAUCUUCUAACACUGCUGCCGGCAAGUGAUUCUAGGCCUACAUUUUACUCACCAUGCCUUGUUGGUUCUCAACAUUCUCAUAGUGAAUACACUCCACUUCUCCCCCAAGGUGAUGAAGGUGUCCUUGGUACGGCUAUGCAAGGUGCAAACUGUUGGUCUAAACUUAGUUUCUCAUGGGUGGAUCCACUUUUACAAAGAGGAUUCGAUAACAAGUUGCAAGAUUUGGAAGAACUCUAUGACAUUCCAGCAAGGUAUAGAUGUACUUAUGUGGGAGCAAGGAUGGACAAGGCACUCAUAGGCAAUGUUGACAAUUAUCAACAAUUUGCUGAAGUACCACACCAACCGUUUAUAGGACCUGGAUAUGGUUCUCUUAGUGAAACUCAGCCUCAGUCAUCUACACCAGUCACUCCCACAUCUCGGGUGUUACUUCGUCCAAUACGGCGGCAAAACGUCUCUUUGUUUCGUGCCUUACACAGUUGCUUUGCCCUACAGUUUUAUGGCAUUGGAAUGCUUAAACUCGUUUCUGACAUGGCAAGCUUUGGUGGACCAAUACUUCUUAAUAAAUUAAUCAUGUUUAUUGAAGAUGCCAGUAUUGAUCAACAUUAUGGGUAUAUAUAUGCAGCAACCCUUUUAUCGGCUACGGUCAUAUCUGCUUUGUUUAAUGUUCAUUUCACUUGGUUAAUGUCUGUGAUUGGACUUAAAAUGCGCGGAGCCAUAGUGUCCACUAUUUUAAGAAAAACUUUGAGUGUGACGUCCACGGAACUGAACAAAGCCUUUUCAAUCGGUGAAAUUACAAAUUUUAUGUCCACUGAUACUGAUAGAAUUGUAAACUCCUGUCCAAGUUUUCAUGCACUGUGGAGUAUUCCUUUGCAGUUAUUCAUCACACUAUUCCUUUUGUAUAACCAAGUUGGCAUAUCAUUUUUGGCUGGAGUGGCAUUUUCAGUGAUACUUAUACCAAUAAACAAAAUAAUUGCAAAUAAGAUUGGACAGCUGAGUACAGAAAUGAUGAAACACAAAGACAACCGAGUGAGCCUUAUAAGCGACAUGCUCCGCGGCAUACGGACUGUAAAAGUACAUGUGUGGGAGGACUACUUCAUCAAUAAAGUGUCAGAGGCUCGUGUUAAGGAGCUGAAAUACCUGCGCGGGCGCAAGUACCUGGAUGCGGUCUGCGUAGUUCUGUGGGCGACUACCCCAGUGCUGGUGGCGGCUCUUACACUAGGCACGCACGCACUGCGUGGACAAGUUCUUAAUGCUCCUAUUGUAUUCACAACUGUAGCAUUAAUAAACAUGUUAAUCGCACCAUUAAACGCAUUUCCUUGGGUUUUGAACGGACUCACUGAGGCUUGGGUUUCUAUAAAACGUAUACAGAAACUUUUAGAUUUAAGAGACAUGGACAUUGAACAUUAUUAUGAUCGUCUCAACACAAACUGUGACGAAGACAAAGUUAUUAUAAUAAAAAACGCUUCCUUUGCAUGGGCAAAGUCUUCGAUCCGUAGGAAAUCAAUGCCAAAAUCAAAGAAGAACAAGGGGAAGUCCCAAAAGAAGCUAACCAAAUAUAGCAUUCAAAGAAGAGAUUCAGUGUCAUCGAACGAGGCGCUUAUACAGGAGCCGUUUAUGUUGCAGGAUAUAUUUUUUGAGAUUGGUAAAGAAGAACUAGUUGGGAUUGCUGGGCCAGUGGGUAGCGGAAAGACGUCUCUUUUGUUAGCAAUUAUAGGUGACAUGUUGAAGCAGAAAGGAGAUAUACAGAUACCAGAAUGUCUUAAUAGUUUUGGUUACGUGCCGCAACAACCGUGGCUUGUGCGUGGAACUAUACGAGACAACAUACUGUUUGGGAAACCUUACGAUGAAGUCAAAUUUAGAUCAGUUAUUGAAGCUUGUGCUCUAACAGAGGAUCUAAAUCUCUUGGGCUGGAAUGCUUACGUCGGCGAGGGUGGGUGUACACUCAGCGGCGGGCAGAGAGCGCGUGUAUCUCUCGCGAGAGCCGUGUACCAGGACAAACAGGUGUAUCUGUUGGACGACGUGUUGUCGGGCGUGGACGCAACAGUCGGGCAACACAUCAUGCAGCGUUGCAUUCUGGGCCUGCUGCGACACACGGCGCGUAUUCUCGUCACACAUUCGCCGCGACACCUUGCGCGUGCGCACCGUGUGCUGUUGAUGCAAGACGGGCGGAUAGUCUCGCAAGGUCCACCAGAAACUGUUCUAAAUGAAAUAGAAGACUUUCUGCCCAGUGAAACAGAAUCUAUAGGCGAAGAAAUAGAAGCGCAAGGCGACGCGGACGAUAAACAAUCACCCGAUUUAGACGUCGUUAGCCAAAACAGUUUGGAGAAUGAUGAAAGUAUGUCUGAAGGCACAGUUGGUUGGUGGGUUAUCGGGCUAUAUUUGCGCUCCGUUGGUGCUUUCUUAACAAUGUGUAUCGUAAUAUCGCUAAUACUUAUGCAACUGUCGCAAAACUUCACAUUCAUCUGGCUCACAUUCUGGGUCAGAAAUAAAAGCAAUACGUCCGUUAAUUUGCAAACAAUCGAUAACGUCCACGAGAACACAACAGCGCUCGACCAUGGCUUCAACGUUUUUGACAACAUUGUUCAUAAGAUAAUAAAUACAUCGAUUGCAAUGAUCAACAGUUUCAGUGGAAAUAAUAACACUAGUAUAAGAACCGAUGACAUCCUCACGAAUAAUAUGUAUCCCACCCAAACCCCAGUGUUAAAAGCAUCAGCAUUCACGGACAACUAUUAUUUGGAAGUAUACUUUGGUUUGGCUGGAUUGAAUUUAGUGUUCACUAUAAUGCGAGCUUUUUUGUUCGCUUACGGAGGAGUUAAAGCAGCAGCGAAGAUCCACAAAAUUCUUUUGAAAGUUAUUGUAAAGGCAAACGUGAAGUUUUUCGAUGUCACUCCCACAGGGCGAAUAGUUAAUAGAUUUUCAUCGGAUACAUACACAGUGGAUGACUCGUUACCAUUUAUCUUGAAUAUACUGCUCGCACAAAUAUUUUCUUUGAUCGGCGCGGUGGCGGUAACAGUCUACGGGCUACCUUGGUUGCUAGUUGGCGUCUUACCUAUGGCUUUCAUAUAUUACAGAUUACAGCGACGUUAUAGGAUCACUUCCAGGCAACUCAAAAGGUUACAGAGUGUUGCUUUGUCCCCGGUCUACGUACAUUUUAAUGAUACGCUUGAAGGGUUGAGCAAUAUCCGCGCACUCGGCGCUGCCGCUCGCUGGGCGGAACGCGGUGAGGAGAGCGUUGAGCGUUGGCAGCGAGCGGCACUGUGCGGUGCAGCAGCGUCGCAAUGGCUGGCACUUCGACUGCAGGCCGCUGCCGCUGCCGCUGUUGCCGGGGCCGCACUUGUAGCCGUUUUGCAGCGAGCCACACACGCCGCCGACCCGGGACUCGUGGGCCUAGCGAUCUCGUACGCUUUAUCGAUGACAUCAAUGCUAAGCAGCGUGCUUAACUCCUUCACCGAGACCGAGCGCGAAAUGAUUGCUGUAGAGCGAGUCGGCGAAUAUAUUACACAGGUUGAAGGUGAAAAAAUGGACGGGGAGUCACCACCGUACGGUUGGCCUUCGCAUGGAGUUAUAAGUUUCGAAGACGUAUUUCUUAAGUAUGGCGCGAGGGAAAACGGCGAGAGUGCUCUGCGCGGCGUAACAUUCUCGAGCCAUCCAGGCGAGCGGAUCGCGGUGGUGGGGCGAACAGGUGCGGGGAAGAGUUCGUUGCUGCGAGCCGUACUCCGUCUCACACCAUGCGCUUCGGGCCGCGUGUGCGUUGACGGCGUAGACGUCGCUACGCUGCACUUACAAGCGCUCAGAUCCCGUAUCGGCAUAAUCCCGCAAGAGCCGUUCAUAUUCUCGGGCAAUAUCCGAGAGAAUGUAGAUCCGCUGCGUCAAUACCUAGACGCGGAGGUUUGGCGCGCGUUGGACGCGUGCGGCGCAAGAGACGUCGUGACCGCACGCGGUGGCCUAAGCGCGCCCGCAGAUCAGAUGUCUCGCGGCCAUGCCCAGAUGCUCUGCCUUGUGAGGGCGUUGCUUCAGAAAGCCAAGAUUCUUCUAGUAGACGAGGCGACAGCGAACCUCGACCAAGAGAGCGAGCGGGUCAUUCUCGACACCAUUCGCUGCUCUUUCGGCGGCAGCACUGUCGUGUUCGUGGCCCACCGCCUGACUGGCGUGCUGGAAUGCUCGCGAGUACUGGUACUGGGAGGGGGGAGGCUAUUGGAACUACGGCCACCUGAGGACGCACUCGCCGACCCCACCUCUCAUCUCUACAAACUGCUGCAUCCCGAUCAGUAACAAAUAACUUGCGCUUCUUGCCCGCGUGCGAUAAGUGUAUUCUUUCAUACAGACUUGCAAUGAAUGACAUAAUGAACCCCGACCCAUUGCGCCACAACACCCUGCCGGGCUAUUAAUUCGUGUUCGCAAAGCGUUGUUUACAUCUAUGCUGAGUACUCGCGAAAAGUCCAUUUCUACAUACAACGCUUUGUACGCUGUUUUACGAAAUAUACUCCGACCUACCGUGUCGCAGCGCCCGCCUAGACUGUUACUUCGUUUUCGCAUACCUUUUUUUCUAUAUAUGAUAUGAGCACAUAAGGGUCAAAGCGUGAUUUAAAACAUUUCUUUCAGCUUACUAAACAAUUGAGCUAAUAGAUUUUGAAACUGACUAGUUCCAAAGAUGUUCGCCUUCAUAAAAAACCAAGAAACCAACUUUAUUAUUAGUAUAAAUGACAAUAUGUUAACAAUCGUACUUGGCCGGACUAAAGUUGGCUCUUGGAAAUAUUGCAUGUAGCAUGUACUGGAAUGUGUAAUGUUAUUGUUGAAUUUCUGAAUGCCAUUCGGGCUUAUUUAAGUCCGGCUAACUUACAUCGUGCGUUUUGUACGGCGGGAAAAACUAAGUGUACCAACCACGCAACUUUAGUGCAGGUUUUGUUAUUUAAAUAAACCCACUGCUGGGAACAGGCCUCCUCUCUUAUAGGAGAUUAGGAGCUUUGAUCCUCUAUAGUACUUAAUGCUGGAUGGCAGUCUUUAACGAUGUCAUUGCCACAAAUUGAGAUAAUAACCUAGGACUAAAAUGUGAAUUGACUGGAGUUUAUCAUAACGGUCUCAUAGGGUUAAUAUGACGUCUGUACAGAUCCAAUAUGGCGGAUAUGACACUCCAAAAAUAACGCAAAUAAACAUAAAGAUGUAUUGGGUUCAUUUAAGGUCUUUUUGAGUAGAAAUUAGUAUAUUUUUAGUAGAAUUUAUCGAUCAAUAAAUAAACCGUUUUUUCGUGGUAGGAUUUUUUAAACAAGUGAGGUUUUAAGUUUCAACGUUGUCUUGUCGAUAUUUGUAGUAAAUUGGCUAUUGUUUGGCUAUAUUUUUCGGGUACCAACCAUUUCAUACAAAUGCAGUUAUAAACUAUCGGUGGCGCUGCCAAAAAUGCCUUGACCCUACUUGCUAACUUAUCACGUUUGUAAAAUAAACAACUAUUCUUUCUGUACAUUCCAUGUUUCUAUUAGUAGAUAAUUCUAUUAAAAACUAUUAUUAUACUUAUAAUUAAGUUAAUUGCUCAUGUAUUUUAAAAACAUAUUAUGCUUGUGUUGUAAAAUAAAUUGACAUAAUUUCGAACUGAUGGUAUUGUAAGACUAAAUUAAUUAACCGAGGGAAACUAGGUCGAGCGUCUUUUAUAAAUAUUUCUUAUUUUAUUUUACAUUACCUUGUGGUGCAUACAUUAGCAUGUGGUGUUUUCAAUCAAUUUUAAAUAGAGCAUAAAAUAAUUAUUCGAAGAUUAGAUGAUAAAGAUGCCCAUAUGUAAUGCUUAAUGCCUUAUUUGUUGCUGUUUUUAUUGUUCAAAUCCAAAACAGUGUUAAUUUCUAGAUGCGGCUGUAAACAUUUAUAAUUUCAGUCAUGCCCAAAAAAUUUUAAACAUCUACUUAAUAUCAACAAUUAAUUAUUCUUUAUUAUUAGAAGGAAAUAUAAACGAAAAACGUUUCACUUUCUGAUAUGAAAAGUCUUGAUAUAUAUUUUCGUAUAGUGAAAACUUCUCUCUACGGUGAAAUAUUCUUAAAAAGGAUAGCGAUACCUCUUGGCUAGUUUCAUAAAAUACAAAUUUCAACAUUUGUCUUCUACCUGUAAGAUAAAAAUCUUAAAGAUUUUAUUAAUUCUGAAUACUUUGAACAAACCCAUAAUUCGCACUUAUCCUAGUAUAAGCGCAUAAUGGAUUAACUUUAAAACAGAGUAUUUUUUUUCUUACAACGCAGGUCUUUUUUAAAGCAUCAUUUUAUUAUUAUAUAAUCUUUUGUUGAACGCCUGCAUGUGUUCUGUGGUUAUAAAGGUUUGCGCACGCGGGACGCGCCAGAGUGCAACGUAUUGCUACAAUUUUCCUAAAUGGCGGUGAGCUCUGGUCACUGGCUCUGGUCUGGAGUAUUGCGAUUCAAUGCGUUGCGAUCGGCACUGUCCCACGGGCUCUAGCCUUUAUAUGCUUGGUGUGACUUCAUAUUAUAAGGAUAGACCUAAUGUUAAGAAUUGAAACAAAGUAUAUCAGCAUAUUAUAAUAUUUUUCAUGCAAAUUUUAAAUGCCUGUAUUAGUAAAAAAAAUAUUUAUUUUUAUGAAUUAAAUCUAAUGGUGUGCCUGAGUAAAUUCAAACAUAAGGAUAUAAGAGUAUAACGUUUUUUUAAAAUAAUAGUGCCAAUUAUUUUUUUCAUGAAUCGUAACAAAACUAAAUUUCCUCUAUAAAAAGGAUAGCGUUAUUUCUAGCCCGUUUAGUUUAGUUUAGAAAUUUGUUUACUACAUCAUAAUAUU
Molecule: messenger RNA, 7548 nt
Organism: Pararge aegeria (speckled wood butterfly)
Lineage: Eukaryota; Metazoa; Arthropoda; Insecta; Lepidoptera; Nymphalidae
Product: ATP-binding cassette sub-family C member 10
Exons: 23
Coding region: 264-5063 (1599 amino acids)
Biological process (GO): transmembrane transport
Cellular component (GO): membrane
Molecular function (GO): ATP binding; ABC-type transporter activity; ATP hydrolysis activity
Source: RefSeq, a predicted model, not a curated record